GUUUACAGUCAUGCAGUCUUGGGUGAAAGGCGGCGAGGGGAGGGUGUGCGGAUGUAUGUGCUGCCGACCAGGUUUGACCCCACAGCACUGACCUGACCUCGUGCUGACCCCCCCGUGACCUGACCUGCGGGUUGACGAAGGUGGUGACUUGGUGGGAGGGUUGUAGGAACGCACACACGCACGCACGGUUGAUAUUUAAUGUUGGAAGGGAGUUUGAUAAGUUUUGUUUGAAGAAGAAGAAGAGAAAAAGAAGAGGAGGAGAAGAAAACGAAGAGAGAGAAAUAGAGAAAGAAGAGGAGGGAUAUUUUGGGUAGAAGAGAAAAAAAUAAACAAAACUAUGGUGGUGAAGAGAACAGUGUAGAGGAGAACAACAACAACAUUAACAAAAACUGGUGUUGAGGAGAAAGGGAAGAGAAGAGACAGAAGGUGAAAAGAAGUGACGGUGGUGGUGAAGUCAAGACAGUGAAGUGAUGGUGAAGAGAACAAACAGUAAUGGUGAAGAGAAGAUGAAGUUGAAGAGAAAAUAAACUGGUGAAGAGAACGAACAUUGGCACUGAAAAAACAACAGAUAUGGUGGUGAAGAGAGGAGAGAAAUGGUGAUGAAGAGAAGAAACAUCAGUGUACAAGAGGAGAGACAUUAGUGUAGAAGAGAAAACCUGAAAUCGAUGUUGAAGAGAAGAUGAAAUUAUAAAAAAGAAGAGGAGGUAGUGGCGAGGAGAACAGUUAGUGAUAGAGAGAAGACAUAGUAGUGGUGAAGAGAAGGGAGAGUAAUAUUGAAGAAGAGAAUAGACAGUAAUGUAGAAGAGAAAAUAAUUGAUGUUGAAGAAAUGAGGAAGAGAUUAUAGUAAAAAAAGAAGAGAAAGGGAUAGUGAGGAGAACUGACUGAGUGUGAAGAGAAAAAAAGAGGAAAGAAGAGAAGUGGUGAAGAGUUUAAAGAGUGGUAAAGAGAAGAGAGAAAAAGAGUUAGUAAAGAUGAACUCUGACAGCGAAGAGAACAAUGUAGAGGAGAAAAAUAACAAUGAACAGCGAUACCAGUGAAGAGAACCGGUGUUGAAGAGGAAGAAGAGGGGGAGCUGCAGAAGAGAAGAGGAAAAGGAGAAGAGAAGAACGAUGAGGAGAAACUUGUGGAGAAGAGGAGGAAGAGAAGGAGGAGGAGAAGCCUUGUCGCUAUCGGAGAAUUUGGAGGAAGAAGAGACAUCAGGAAAUCGUGUGGUGAGACUAACGGAGGAGGACGGGGAGGAGGGAGGAGGAGGAAGCGGAGGAGAAGGAGGAGUAAGGGAGAGGGACGCGGAAGGUGGAGAAGGAGGGGCGCUACCUGGGUCUCCUCACCCCCACCACCACCACCACCACCACCACCUGUUGCCGGACCCCACCACCAGCUGGAGAGGGAGUGACAGCCAGAACUGGUCCACAAAACAAUCCACCUGGGACCAUUACUUGCGGGAGUCAGGGACGGAGGCGGGGGAAGAGGAGGAGGAGGAAUCGAGGAGGGACACAGACGGAGGAGGAGGAGGAGGAAGAAGAACAGGAAGUGGACUUGGAAGUCAAGGAGGAGGGGCAGGAGGAGGAGGAGGAGGGAGGUCACCGGUGUCCCAUCUAGCAUCACCGUCCGGGUCAUGUCGCGGCGCCCCUGAGAUCUUGUUUUUCCAGGAGGGGUCCGUCACGCCCCCCGCCUCGGCUGGCAUGAGAAACUCACCCUCCAGCCACCCCGCGGCCCCGCGCAGGAUGGCCCAGGACGUGGGCAGUUACACCUCCUACGAGAGCGUGCAGCUGCCUGGGAGCAUCAUGGACGACACGCGGCCCCUGGCACACAGUGACGCCUUGCAGGCCAAGUACGACAAGCUCAACAACAGCUUCAAGCCGCAGAAGGCCUCCGACGACUCUAAGGUUCGCAAGACGGUGGAGACGCUGUUCUUCCGCGACAACAAGAGGCGCAUCGACUUCGUGCUGGUCUACAGGGACGAUGAAGACCCGAUACUGGCGGAGCAUCGGCGGCUCUUCGAGGAGAACCUGAUUGAAGAAGGACUGGAGCUGGAGACGGAGGACAAGACGGUGAGCGUAUCUAGCUCCCCGGGUGUUUUCCCUUCUUCUCCUCGCCGUCGGCCUCGGGGCGUGAGGCGGCGGGCCGGGCGGCAGCGGGAUGAAGCGUCGCGGCUCCGGGGCCGCCCGCUCAGGGCCCCAGGGGCCGUCGGGCCAAAGGGCAGGCAUCCCCAUGGCCAGCCAGACGCAGAACCCCACCAGGAGCACCGCCACCGGCGUGGGCAGCAGCGCCCGCACGCCGUCGGCACGUGCUGCAGUCCCCGCCUGAGAGCAGACGUGACCGCCGCCCGCUCCUCUGCCGCCUUCCUGGCCGCCUCCCUCUCCUCUGCCGCCCUCCUGGCCGCCGCCUCCUCCUGGGCGGCCCGGAGCUCAAAGUCUCGCAGCAGCUCGGCGAAGACGGAGCCCGAGUCGGGGAAGCGGACGGGGCGGGGCGGGGCCACUCGGAGGUCAUGUUCCCGCAGCAGCUCGACGAAGACGGACCCAGAGUCGGGGAAGCAGACGGGGCGGGGCGGCGGCGGCUCCCUGGCACGGGGCGCAACACUCUCAGGGCUGGCCUGCACCCCCUCCUGGACGGCGGCGGCGGCGGCGGGUAGCAGCAGCGGGCCAGGCUCUGCAGGCAGGCUGGCCACGCCGGCCCCUUGUUCCGCCGCUGGCCGCGCCAGGCUUCCCCCGGGCCCCGCCGGGAACAACGGGUGCUCGCGGCGGCCUCCAGCCGCCCUCCUCCACGGGGAUGGACAUCAGCUUGCGCUUGUAGGCGAAGAAGAGCGCGCCGCGCUCCUUCACGAUGACUCGGACGCGAUCUGGACGCUUGCAGCGCCCGGGGACGUGCACGCGGACGCGCACGACUCCCGCACCGCUCGGCGCCCGCCACCUCUAGACUCCGGCAACGUCCACUACCUCCAGACUCCGGCAGCGCCCGCCACCUCCAGACUCGACGCUAUCUCCACUACUCCAGGAGCGGACAUCUCAACUACUCGCCGGGCAGCCAACGCUGAGCCCCGCCGCCGCCCUGCCAGCCUCACGGCCUUUACAGGAAGCCAUAGGGGCAUGGGCAAAGGGUCACAAUGCUUUCUAUCGCCUCUAAGGACACCUAACGGUAGGACGCUCUUCAUAGAGAGCCACAAGGACGGGGACGGAAAGUCCAUCCCUUCAUCCCCCUUUUCUCUCUCCAUAUCCCUUUUCUCCCUUCCUUACUCCCUUACUCUUCCCUUCGCUUCCACCCCUGCCGCCCCAUCCCUGCCACCCAUUCCUUACCUCCCUACCAUUCCCUUCCUUUCCUACCCCUUGCCCCUGCCCCCUCCGUGCCUCCCCCUGCAGAAGGAUGACGCUCAGACGCAGAGCAAUGGGCUGUACGGCUGGCUGGGCAUCCGUGACCCCUUCCAGUACGACCACAAUCGCAUCCCGCCGGAGCCAACCUACUUCUCCACCGGCUUUACCAGGAACCACGUCGAGCAGAUGGUGCUGUUCCCCUCCCCGCGACCCUCACGGUUCAAGAUGCUGCUGGCGAGCUUCCACAAGACGCUCCUGGACAGCGGGUACGGUGCCCUCCUGACCCGGGGACUUGAAUGCGCUGAUGAUAGUAAUGAUGAUAGUGACGCUGAUAGUGAAGAUGAUAGUGACGCUGAUAGUGAAGAUGGUGAGUGUUACAAGCGAGAGCGGGAGGACGAGAGUAAUGAGUGUCCUGGUGAUGAUAGUGAGUGCGCUGAUGAUAGUGAUGAUGAUAGUGACGCUGAUAGUGAAGAUGAUAGUGACGCUGAUAGUGAAGAUGUCCUCGCUUCCUUCCCAGGCGUCGGCGUGUCUCGGCUCCUCUCCUCCGAUACCUACGUCGCCGCCUUCCCCCUACACGACGGCCGCUACGACAAGGACGGGCCGGACGGGGAGAUAUGCGACAGGCGGCUGCUGUACAUGGAGUGGGCACACUACACGAAAUGGUACAAGAAGCAGCCCCUCCACGUGGUGCGCCGCUACUUCGGGGACAAGAUGGCCCUCUACUUCGCCUGGCUCGGCUUCUACACGGAGAUGCUCAUUCCCGCCGCCAUCCUCGGGACCUUCACCUUCAUCUGCGGCCUCUUCAUCAUGUUCUCAGACUUCAACCAGCCCAGUAACGAGAUCUGCAGCCAGGAGAACAACAGCACGGGGAACAUCAUCAUGUGCCCGCUGUGCGACAAGCUGUGCGACUUCUGGCGGCUCAAGGACUCCUGCCUCAACUCCCGCAUCACCUUCCUCUUCGACAACCCCAUGACCGUCUUCUUCUCCAUCGCCAUGUCCUUUUGGGCCACAAUGUUCCUGGAGCUGUGGAAGAGGAAACAGGCCGUUAUACAGUGGCAGUGGGACCUGGAGAACUACGAGGAGGAGGAGGAGCUGAGGCCGGAGUUCGAGGAGAAGGUGACCACGACGAGGAUCAACCCGGUCACCAACAAGCCCGAGCCGUACCUGCCGCUGUGGAGCCAAAUCACGCGCCUCGUAGCCACCCAUUCUAUCGUGCUGCUGAUGCUGUUCGUGGUGUUGGCGGCGGUGGUGAGCGUCAUCAUCUACCGCAUGGCCGUGGCGGUGGCCAUGUACCAGGUGGAGUCUCCGCUGUUCCGCCGCAACGCCAAGCUCGUCACCUCCAUCACCGCCGCCAGCCUCAACCUCGUCAUCAUCCUCAUCUUCAACUUCUUCUACGAGAAGCUGGUGGUGUGGCUCACGAACCUGGAGGUGCCGCGGACCGAGACGGAGUACGAGGACUCCUUCACGCUCAAGAUGUUCCUGUUCCAGUUCGUGAACUACUACUCCUCCCUCAUCUACAUCGCCUUCUUCAAGGGCCGGUUCUUCUACCACCCCGGGGACGAGGACGCGCGCAGCAAUGUGUUGAUGCAGCUCCGUUACGACAUGUGCGACCCCGCGGGCUGCCUCUUCGAGCUCUUCGUGCAACUCGCCAUCAUCAUGAUCGGCAAACAGCUCUUCAACAACGCCAUAGAGAUCAUAUUUCCCAUCCUGAAGGUGUGGUGGAACAAGCGUCGGGGUCACAACAACCAGCUGAGCGAGGCCUACACACGCUGGGAGCAGGACUACGACCUCGAGCCAUACACCAGACUGUCCCUCUUCAACGAGUACCUGGAGAUGGUGAUCCAGUACGGGUUCGUCACUAUCUUCGUGGCCGCCUUCCCCCUCGCGCCCAUCUUCGCGCUGCUCAACAACAUCGUGGAGAUCCGCCUGGACGCCUACAAGUACCUCAGCAAGUGUCGGCGGCCCAGGGCGGAGCGCAUCCAGGACAUCGGCAUCUGGUACAGCAUCCUCAAGGGCAUCACCUACUUCUCCGUCUUUACCAACGCGGUGGUGAUAUCUUAUACGAGUGACUUCAUCCCUCGUCUGGUCUACAUCUAUGGCUAUUCCAAGAACCACAACCUCGAGGGAUACAUCAAAAACACGCUGUCGGUCUUCAACACCUCGGAAUACAAGGACAACAUGGGCCCGGAGAAGAGGGACGGGUGGCCGCCGGUGUGUCACUACCGCGCCUACCGCAACGGCCCGGACACCGAGAACCCUUACGACAUCACGCAGCAGUUCUGGCACGUGUUCACCGCGCGGCUCGCCUUCAUACUCAUCUUCGAGCACGUGGUGUUCCUGCUGACGGGCGCGAUAGCCAUGGCCAUCCCGGACAUACCCGUGGAGGUGCGGAACCAGAUGAAGCGGGAGAAGAAGGUUGAGAAGGAGACGCUCUUCGAGAAUGAGAUGCGCAAGAUCCGGCAGGAGCGGCAGGGACGGCAGGUGGCCAGCCCCGACGACGACACCAACCACCUCAACCUGGACCUGGGGGAGGGGCUCACCACCACCGCCAACUCCCACCGCAGCAGCCCCAGCGCGCACACCCGCUAGCACACCCACCACAGCGUUAGGCAAGGCAGUGUAGCGUAGUGAUUUAAAUAAGACCCAUAUUCUCAGACACUUUUUUUGUCGUAUAUUUUUUUAUGAUAAUACUGGUGGUUAUAAUGUUGAAGGUGAGGAAGGUGGUGACGGUAGUGGGGGUGUUGGUGAUGAUAGUAGUAGUGAUGAUGGUGGUGGUGUAUAACAACGAUGAUGGGGAUGGUAAUGGUGGUGAUAUUGGAAAUGGUGUAAUGUAACUAAUAUUUCCCAAGGCCACAAAGGAGAUUAGCUGGGUUUUCAUGAGUCUUUUUCACAUUCAUGGUGCAGAAGCCUUGUCAAACUAUUACCAGGCUCACAAUAACACAUGGAAAUACUACUAAUACAACCUCCACCAAAGCCUUGUCACACUAUCACCAGGCUCAUAACACUACCCAUGGAAAUACUACUAAUACAACCUCCAACAAAGCCUUGUCACACUAUCACCAGACUCACAACACUACCCAUGGAAAUACUACUAAUACAACCUCCACCAAAGCCUUAUCAAGCUAUCACCAGGCCCAUAACACUACCCAUGGAAAUUCUAACACAACCUCCACCAAAGCCUUGUCACACUAUCACCAGGCUCAUAACACUACCCAUGGGAAUACUAACACAACCUCCACCAAAGCCUUAUCCAGUGUGAGGGGUGAGCCUUGAAGUGUUUGAUAAUAUGGGCCUUGGUUAGUUAGUUCUGUAGCCUUGGUGUUGUUGGGGUAAAGAAAUUGUCUGUUGAUUGUAUUGGAGUUUAUUUCUUGAAGUACAAUUUUGGGCAAUGCUCUGUACUGUACCAUCUCUUGUCUUAGGUACAGUAGUAGUAAGCAGUGGUGUAGAAUAUCUUUUCCUACUUUUGUCUGACAGUAUGCAAAGGGAAAUAUGCUCUGUUGAAAUUGAGCUUCUUUCCCCCUUUGUAUCAGACCAACUUACUAAAUGAGAUGACCUCCAUUUCCCUUUGUGCUGUGUAUUAUAGGCUGACUAGUGCCUGGUGGUGGUGGUGGUGGUUGAAGCAGAAUGUAUACCCAGAGGUGCCUGGAUGUAAGGGUUUCAAUAACUCAUGUAAUUUUUAUCUUAGCAUUCUUAAGUGUCUGUCUCUGUUCCUUGUACCUUAUAAUCUCUGUCUUUCACUUGCUCUCUGUUGUAUGUAUUUCACCAAUCUGUAACUUGGCAGCCUUUAUUGUCUGUUUUUCUACUGUGUAUCUCAUCACGCCUCCAUGAUCUAGUGGUCAGCGUGCCUGGCUUCUACUCCGCAGGCCUGGGUUCGAAUCCCGGCUCGGGCAGUCGGCGUGCAGCUCACCCAACUGUUCAUCCUCCCUCUCGGGCUGGUCGAUAAAUGGGUACCUGGGGAAACCUGGGGAAGGUAAACUGUGGUAACCCGGAUGUCACACUGGCCCUGUGUCCCGGGGUAAUGGGCUCCCUCCCACCACAGGCUCAAGGGCCAAUGUGACGGAGAUGAGCACCGAGGCCACGCGCUGCUACAGCGUAUGCCCCCAACUUUACCUUUACUUUAUCUCAUCAUCUCAAUCUUUCACUCUCCCUGUUGUAAGUGUUUCACCAAUCUGUAGUGCUGUGUAGGUGGACUCUUCUUCAUUCUAGUGUUAAGUCUUUGCAAAGGUAUUAAAUGUCACACAAUGUACCAACACUGAGGAGGUGGUGAGGGCGGGCAGGUAGGGAGGUUCAGGGGAAGAGAGCAUGAGCUGGAGGUUGGAUUUAUCAUAUCUUUAUCUUUCUCUGACAUGCAUCACCUCUUUAACCUAUCUGGUAUGCAAUGUUUUCACAAAUUCCUCACAGGCCACAGAACAUCAUUUUUUUUCCAGUUUUUACAGAAGUAAAAAAUUUUAUGCUCAAGUUUUAGAGCUUAAAUUUACACACCUCAAAUCAGAACGUUCUAGACCUAAUGGUUACAGAGAGAUGGCUGGUCAAAGGGGAAAAAAGGGCAGUGGAGUAGAGGGAGGCAGUGAGAGGCUGGGGUCAUCUCUCCUGCAUGUUCAGCACUUGGUUCUGAUUGGUUGGAGGAGAUCAACAUCAUCAUCAGGGCAAAGCAUGUAGCUGCCAGUUAAUAAAGAACAUUUGUGAUAGUCAUUCCCUGCGAUUUUCAGUAAUUCUGGAAAAUUGACGAUCGUCAAUCCUGGCACCAUUAACUUGAUGUGGAGGCGGUGGUAUUCCUUAGUGAUUUUAUUUUAUUAUGCUUCAUCUCUUUGUAGAAAUCCAAGGCUUUUCAUCUCCAGUUUAAUUUACAUUUCAUACUAUAAUAUAUAUACAAAAUUCUCCCUUUCCUUCCCAUCUCCCAGCUCAUUGUUCUCCCCACCCUUGCCGUGCCCAACACUUUUCCCUCAGUCUCGUCAAGGUCCACCCCCGUUGUCUGUGAUAUGUGUCUACCCUCAGCGGCCUCAGUGUGGCGGCCGUGGCAUUUGGCUUUGGGAUCUGAGGGUCCUCGUGCAUUUGUUGUGUUUAUAUAAGUGUCUGUGCCAUGCCUACAACACUUUGCCCUCUGUGUGUUGUUGACGGUGGUACUGAGGGACAGUGGCACAGAAUAUAGUGGUGUGGGUGUUUUGUAGAAAAAACAAGUAGAGAAGGAAAAAAAGGUGUUCUGUUGUGAUACAAAAGGAACAGAGGCACACGGGACUGUGGUGUGGGCAUGCUUGAAGGCCCUCAGAGGAGAGGGGUGAUGAUAAACUUAUAAACAGGAUAAGAGUGAGUGUCCUGUGCCCAGUGUUGGUGUUACAAAUGGGACGGAGGCACAGACGACCGCGGUGUGAGCACUACAGAGAAGAGAGGAGGAAGGACAUACAUAAAUGCCUCUGUGUGUUCAGUUAUGGUGAAACAAAAGAACAUUGACAGAUGACUGCAGUGUCUUUCAUUCACCCACGGUCUGAUCACCUGCUGUACUUGUGAUCACCAGUCAGUACCCUUCCAGGAAAAGCUUUCUUGAGCUCACUGGACCAAUCUAUUGGUACAGCCAGGACCUCACAUGCUCACUAUCAAGCAAUGACUGGUUGGCUGUUCCCUCACCAGGCACAGACUGUUGGGCAUGGAGGAAUUGUCCACACCAGACAGACAAGUUGAGGUGAUGAGGAGGGCAUGUCAGACAGCAGUCAUUAAGUGGUCAGCAGGCCCUGGGUGGGUGCAGCAUUGGAAAGGGAGACAGGAGUGUUGUGUAGCAUAUUGAUUGCUGUGUCACUGAAAAAGAAAAUGAAGGAUUGAAUGGUAAAUGUGGUGAGACUGGAAGAGACUGGCACCAAAUCACCAGGAAGUUGAUUUUUGUCAACUAUGGGGCGAAGGUGACCACUAACUGGCCUGUCAUGGCUGCCCAAAUGUGUGAUGACAAACUUUUUACUUUCGUCCGCCAGCCGCUGGCCAAACACAGUAUGGACGUAGCUUAUGGUUUCUGGGCCCAAGGUAGCAGCACUCUCUCAGGAAGAAGAGUGAGUGUGUUGUGUGUGUUGUUAGGGGAACACAGAAGAGGAGAGGCAGGAGUGACUGGUGUGGGUGUGAUGUAAAAGAUAUAAUGUUUUGAAGCUCCAGUCAAUGGCACUCGCACAGGAAGAAGCACAGUGUUAGACUUUUAAACAGAAGAUGAGGUGUGCUGUGUUGAAGAUUAUACAGGGAGGACGGUGGUGUAGAUGAUUGGUGAGUGUGUGUGUGUAUUUACAUGUAUUUACCUAGUUGUGGUGUACAGGGUCUACACUUGCAGGUCCUGUCUCCAAAUCUCUGUUUAUCAAGCUAACUUUAAAUUCAUGAAUCUUUUGGCUUGAACUGUCUCCUUUUGGGUAUGUGUGUGUGUGUGUGUGUGUGUGUACAUGUGCGUGUGUGUAUGUGUCAUUCACCAUAGUUGGGCCACACCCUGGACUUGUGAUCCAGCCAGCACCCUUUCUGAUGAGCUUGGAGCUCAAGUGAUGAUGAGUAUGGCUGGAACCUCACCUCACACCCACACACACCCGAGAGGCGGGACACGAACCCCGGCACCCUCCAAUGCUGGGUGGACAGCGGCGAAGAUUAAAGAGGACUGAUCACCCAUCCUCCGCUGGGAAUCAAACCUGGGACCUAUUGGUUGUGUGGCAAGUGUGCUAACCACUGUGUGUGUGUGUGUGUGUGUGUGUGUGAGCAGGGUUAGAGUAAUUGAUAUUUUAAGUCAAAUGUAAUUAGUAGAAAUUUUAAUGUGUAUAAUUAAUAUCACUUUACUAAUUGUACAUACUUGUGGAGGUGUGGCAGGUGAGUGGUGCGUGUAAGGAAGUGGCCGGCCAGGUGUUCCUCGGGGUGCAGGCAGUGACCUGACCACACUAGUGAACUCAUUGUUGCUUUGUCAACUUUCAAAGUAAAAAAUUGCAUUUUUAAAGUUAAAAACUUGUAGUUAUGGUUGACUGAAACCAUAUUUGUGUUAGUUAAGUGAUAUAAUUAACAUUCAUAAUUCUAUGUGUAACUGUAAUCUAUUUUUAAUGUGUAACUGAUUCAUCCCUGCGUAUGUGUGUUUGUGUGUGUGUGUGUGUGUGUGUGUGUGUGUGUAGGAAAAGGUGGCCUGGCUGAGUGGCUGUUUUGUGUGGUAACAAUGGCGGUGUGGCGUCACUGUAAAUACAAUGUGUUCAGAGACGGCCUCUUUGUCAGGUCUAUGUAUGUUUUAUAAUAUAUCUUUAUGUCGUCAUACAAGAUAAUAUCUAUCAACAGUGCAUUCCGAGAACAUUUCCUCCGCCACGCAGGCAGGAGUUUCCGAGGCCACAGGCACACAAGGACAAGCUUCCUUCACCAGCCAUCAUACAAGUUUUAUAAUAUCCACAUGUCAAUAAUACACUGUAUCUAUCCUAACUGACUGAUGGCUUUCAAUUUUCCCAGAAGGUGGCAAGGUGUGUUCAUGUGUUGUGUUGUGUUUGUGUUUUUCUGUGUUCUACAGUAUCACCUUGAUUUACCAGACUUGGACUUAAGGAAAUUAGUACAAAACGGAGGAAUCUGAACUGACUAGGGAAAUUCACACUUCUUGACACUGAUGGAGUGUGAGUUCUGUAUUCACAAGCAACCAGCUGUGCACCAGGCUGUGUAGUUAGUUGGAAGCGUUGUAUAUUUACAGAGUCAGGUCAACAUGUUACAAACUCAGUCAUCAAAA
This is a messenger RNA of Eriocheir sinensis (Chinese mitten crab), 11014 nucleotides long. RefSeq lists its product as uncharacterized. Gene Ontology annotation, cellular component: plasma membrane. Lineage: Eukaryota; Metazoa; Arthropoda; Malacostraca; Decapoda; Varunidae. The transcript has 25 exons. The record is from RefSeq and is a predicted model, not a curated record. Gene Ontology annotation, biological process: chloride transmembrane transport. Gene Ontology annotation, molecular function: protein dimerization activity; chloride channel activity. The coding region runs from base 1111 to 5898 and encodes 1595 amino acids.